Molecule: messenger RNA, 1524 nt
Organism: Closterium sp. Yama58-4
Lineage: Eukaryota; Viridiplantae; Streptophyta; Zygnematophyceae; Desmidiales; Closteriaceae
Source: the annotation of a GenBank genome assembly
AUGCGGCCCGGGUGCGUGAACAAGUACCAGUGCCCGACGCGCGAGACAAAGCAGUGCGGAGUGUUCUACAACUGCAUGCCAGGAUCGACGGCGAGCAUCGCCAAGGCAUCUAUCACCACUUGCGGCAGUUGCUCCUACAACGAUCCCAAGAAUGCGUUCACUUCGGUGUGCAACUACGAGUACGGCCGAUGCGUUCCCAACACCAUCGAUGGGAAAACCUGCACAGCAGAUGCGCAGUGCACGGCUCCCGGCGUUACAGGCUUCACUUGCCGCCCAGACCAAGUGUCCGCCCGGCAUGUGCGGCGCUCGGCUGAAGCCUCUCAAGUACACAAAUGCAUGCGGGGAACAAAUCAGAUUCACAGACCGUCGUCUCCUGCAAUCAUGCUGCCGUCCGUAGCCGUCGCGUUGGUGCUGCUCGCCGCGUCGAUUCCGGCGUCGGACGCGCAAGUGCGCCCCGGUUGCAUUCGCAAGUACCAGUGCCCGCGCCGUGGCAGUCUUCAAUGCGGUCUCUACUACGUCUGCUCCGAUUCCGCGAAUCCCAAACCGCCCUACACCCUGCAGACCUGCGACACAUGCGCGUUCCGAGACAACGUUAAGGCCUAUACUCAAGUGUGCAACUACCUGACUGGCCGAUGCAACAAGAACUUGAUUGAUGGCAAGCCUUGUGCGACAGAUGCACAAUGCGGCACAACAGGGGAGUUCAAGUGCCUGGUGAACAAGAACAGCAAGGCCAAACCCAAGUCCACGCGCUGCUGCAGGACCAAAUGCCCUCCUGGCCUGUGCGGUGCAUACGUAGCUGCGCGGAGAUCCAACACGGUCGAUUAUCCCCGUAGGUGGAAUCAGACGAUCUCUAUCGUUAGAUCCCCGCCAUCAAAGACACCCGUGACGCGGUUGCGCGUAUCCGCACGGAUCCAGGUCGACCGCCGGAAGUAUCUCGAGGAGCUCUUUCGUCGUCAGCUGGAGGAGGAGAAGCGGCGGGCCGAGUCAGCUGUAACGUGUCCGGUCGAUUGCGUGCGGGAGGUGCGGACUAUGGCUGAUUUGGAAGCGGAGCUGCUUACAGCGGAGAAUAAUAUGCAGCUGGUGGUUGUGGAUUUCUACAACUCGUCAUGUGGCUCUUGUAAAUACAUUCUUCCCAAGUUCAUUGACCUCUGCAAAUCAGGCUGUCAGGGUGACUCCGAGUGUACAGUGGAUGGAUUUGCAUUUUCAGACAACACUACACUUGAUAAGGUUACAACGGAUGGAAUUACACGCAAUGUUCUUCCAGCAGCAGCUGAAGAGAGCAAGGAUGCAGAUGCUGUUGACUCUGAAACAGUGCGGCAGGAGUUUUCAGCCGUUCGUUUUCUCAAGCACAAUGUCCGGGACGACUACGAUGAUUUAACGGAAAUCGCCUUACUGUAUCGCAUCAAGCUGGUUCCCGCCUUUGCCUUCUUCAAGGAUGGUUCAUGCAUUGGCCAGAUUUCAACAAGAAACACUUCCAGGGUGGCAGCUGCGCUGGCAACCCUGCUAUCAGGGCAGAAGCUGUGA